Molecule: messenger RNA, 918 nt
Organism: Tetranychus urticae (two-spotted spider mite)
Lineage: Eukaryota; Metazoa; Arthropoda; Arachnida; Trombidiformes; Tetranychidae
Gene: RpS3
Product: ribosomal protein S3
Biological process (GO): positive regulation of apoptotic signaling pathway; translation
Cellular component (GO): cytosolic small ribosomal subunit; nucleus
Molecular function (GO): structural constituent of ribosome; RNA binding
Source: RefSeq, a predicted model, not a curated record
CUUAGUUACUUUUCGGAAACGGAACUCUUUUAAACUGUAAUUCUUGUGUUGUGAAUAAACAUUAAGUUUACGGACUAAUUUCAUUUAUUUAAUUUGUAAUUAAUUUAGACACUAGUUAAUCAAAAUGGCUAAUACAACAAUUUCAAAGAAAAGAAAGUUUGUAGCCGAUGGUGUUUUUAAAGCUGAAUUAGACGAAUUCCUUCGUCGAGAAUUGGCUGAAGAUGGUUAUUCUGGUGUCGAACUUCGUCUCACUCCAAACAGGACAGAAAUUAUUAUUCUUGCAACUAGGACUCAAUCAGUUUUGGGAGAGAAAGCCCGAAGAAUUCGUGAAUUGACUUCGGUUGUGCAAAAGCGUUUCAAUUUCCCUGAAGGAGCUGUCGAGAUGUACGCCGAAAAAGUUAGUGAUCGAGGUUUGUGUGCUAUUGCACAGUGUGAAUCUCUCCGAUACAAGCUGAUCGGAGGUCUCGCUGUCAGAAGAGCAUGUUAUGGUGUUUUACGUUUCAUUAUGGAAUCUGGAGCUAAGGGAUGUGAAGUUGUCGUUUCCGGAAAACUCAGAGGGCAGCGAGCUAAGUCCAUGAAAUUUGUUGACGGAUGGAUGAUCCACGCUGGUGACCCUUGUAAUGACUACGUUGACCAAGCAGUCAGACACGUCCUUCUAAGACAAGGAGUUUUGGGAAUUAAGGUUAAAAUUAUGUUACCUUGGGAUCCAACCGGAAAGAAAGGUCCCAAAAAACCAUUACCUGACAACGUUUCUAUUCAUGAACCUAAAGAAGAAAUUAUCCCAACUCAACCUUAUUCAGAACCUAAAAUUCCUAAGCCUGUUGGUCUCGAGCCACCUAUGGUAAUUGCUUAGAGUACAGUAAACAACUUAAGGAAUUGUAUCGUCCAAAUCGUGGAUUAAAAUCUUUGUUAAUUUAA